Molecule: messenger RNA, 1701 nt
Organism: Blepharisma stoltei
Lineage: Eukaryota; Ciliophora; Heterotrichea; Heterotrichida; Blepharismidae
Source: the annotation of a GenBank genome assembly
AUGGGAAACUGCACUUGCUUAGAACGCAAUAACCACAAGGUAAAAGCCCCAAAAAAGUCAAACUCUACUAGCAAAACAGCGGAAUCAGACGACAAUAAAGCUGACACAAAACCUCAAACUCCACGUGUCAAUAAAUCUAAAUUUGUUAAGAAAUCUCUAGGGAGUUUGAACCAAAACUUCGAAAUCCUCAAACAUCUCGGCGAAGGUGGCUAUGGGAAAGUUUAUUUAGUAAGAGAUAAACGAACUAACAUCAUACGAGCUAUAAAAGAGGUCCAAAAAUCAAAAACUGAUAGUCAGUCAAACCAAUCGUUAUUAGAUGAAGUAGAAAUUCUUAAAGAACUAGUAAUUUCUAUUAUAGGACCAUCCAAAUAUAAUGAAAAUUUAUGAAGUGAUAGAAUCAUCAGAUUGCUAUUAUAUUGUAACGGAGCUACUAUCGGGCGGAGAGUUAUUUGAUAAGCUUUUACAUUAUGAAGAGAUAACUGAAGGGAUUGCAGCGAAGUAUAUGUUUGAUAUUUUAGGAGCUUUGAAUUAUUGCCAUGCACGUGGGAUCAUCCACAGAGAUCUGAAGCCUGAAAAUCUGCUAUUUGAAUCAAAAGACCCAGAUUCUGCUUUAAAAAUUAUUGACUUUGGAAUUGCUUCGAAGCUCCUUCCAAAUUCAAAAUUAUCUGAAGCCAUCGGCACAGUAACAUUCUAUAUAGAUCUACUAUAUGGCUCCAGAGGUCCUAGAAGGCUCCUAUGACUCUAAAUGUGACAUAUGAAGCGCUGGAGUAAUUUUAUUCAUUAUGCUUACUGGGAAAGCACCAUUUAAUGGUGAAACUCAAGCUGACACUAUUUUGCAGAUAUCUGAAGGAAUCGCUCACAAAAAGAAAUAUCUUAAACAUUUAUCUCCGGAUGCUAAAGAUCUUAUUGUAAGCAUGCUUAAUUCUGACCCAAAUUUGCGCCUAUCAGCUCAAGAAGCGUUAGAUCACCCAUGGAUCCAAAAUAAUAUCAAUAAAAAUAUAGAAGAUCUUCCUAUUUCUCAAGAUGCGUUAUCAAGACUAGGCGGUUUUAGGGUAUUUUUUAUAUAGGCUUCGACAGAGCUGCAAAAGUCCAUAUUGAUUUUCAUUUCUUCACAGAUUUUUGGGCAUAAUGAAGAACAAGAGUUAGCCAGACUAUAGAAAUUUCCCAUAGAUGGCGCUGUUUGCCCUUGAUUUGCCCACUGCGAAAAUUUUUUGGUUCGACCAGUACCAUAUGGUUUGGUCAAACCAAAAAAAUUUUCGCAGUGGGCAAAUCAAGGGCAAACAGCGCCAUCUAUGGGAAAUUUCUAUAUUUAGAGAGCUAGAUAAAAAUGGGGAUGGAAAAUUAUCACGUGAAGAGCUCGAAGAUGGCUACAAAAAUCUCAAGCUUGUAUCAAAAGCCCAAGUAGAAGAAAUCAUUAAUAACUGCGACACUGAUGGAAGCGGAUAUAUUGACUAUAGUGAAUUUCUUAUGGCCGCUACCAACUGAAAUCAAGUUUUCCAAAAAGAACAGCUGAGAAAUGCAUUUAGCUUAUAUGAUCAGAGUGGUGAUGGGCUUUUAUCUUUAGAAGAGUUGAAAACUUCAAUACCAGGUAUUGAAGACAGUGAAUGGGACAAGUUUUUAGAAGACGCUGAUUCUGAUGGCGAUGGAAUGAUCAGCUUAAACGAGCUUAAGCAAUAUUUAUCUAACAAAAUAUUUAAUUAA